This is a messenger RNA of Cryptomeria japonica (Japanese cedar), 1385 nucleotides long. Its product is annotated as protein OSB2, chloroplastic. Gene Ontology annotation, molecular function: single-stranded DNA binding. The transcript has 5 exons. Gene Ontology annotation, cellular component: mitochondrial nucleoid. NCBI's taxonomy places the organism in Eukaryota, Viridiplantae, Streptophyta, Pinopsida, Cupressales, Cupressaceae. The record is from RefSeq and is a predicted model, not a curated record. Gene Ontology annotation, biological process: positive regulation of helicase activity; mitochondrial DNA replication. Bases 125 to 955 code for a protein of 276 amino acids.
AUCUGCACGAAACUCAUUUCAAAAUUUAAAAAAUAAAACACCGAGAACCCAGCGUUUGCGAGGGACUGCACGAAAUACCCUUGUUUGAAUAGCUUGGUAUGUCAUCCCUGACCUUUGCGCAGGCAUGACGAUGGCUUCUCUAUGGGUUUUGCGCACAAUGAUUUUUCCUUCCUCUGCACGCCGUUUUCUCCGUAGCAUUCAACCAAGUGCAUAUGUAUUUUCUUCCUUUCAGGCGCCGAGACAUUAUUCCUUUGCAGGAAGCACCCAACAAAGCGGCUCUGGAAAUAUUGGGUUGGCGACCAAGUUUCCACGGCCAGAAACCAUACCAUGGCAAGAGGAGUUAUGCAACAAGGUCCAUCUGAUAGGAAACGUAGGUAAAAUCGUUCAAUUGAAAUACACUGAAACAGGGAAUGCAUUUGCAUGGACAACAUUGGGAACCAAAUUGGGUGCUAAAGCAACGGAAACCACGUGGUUUUCAUUAAAGUUUUGGGCGGAGAUGGCAGAAAUUGCAGCCAAACAUGUGAAGACAGGUGAUCGGGUGUAUGUCUCAGGUUCCAUGAAUGUCUCAGGUUCCAUGAAUUCUGAAGAAAUUGAGAUUGUGGUCAGCAUGCUGAAUUUUGUUGAACGCACUUCUUCUUAUUCGCCACAGAUGGAUGUAAACAUGAAUUCUUUUUAUUCAGGCAUCAAGGUUAUGGGGACAGAAAAGUUGUGGGAGGCAUUUUUUCUUAAUCCAACUGAAUGGUGGGACAACAGAAAGGAUAAGAGUAAUCCAAAAGCCCCCGAUUUCAAGCACAAGACUACAGGUGAACCACUAUGGAUUGAAAGUUAUCGUAACCCAUCAUGGGUUAAAUCUCAGUUGGACAAACUGGAUGAAAGUACGAGUUUUUCACAUCAACAAACGGAUCCUAAGAAGUCAUUAUCAUCAUUUGGGGACAGUGAUUUCAACCUUUUCUAAGGGCUGACUGUUUGACAAGGAAAGUUUGAUGUGCAAAUGCAAUGUUAUAUACUGUGGGCAGGGGAAAUUUGGAGCGCUGGAAUUUUCCUUAACAAGAAUAGAAGAGUUGUGAAUCUUUUGUCAUUGUAUGAAAUGUAUAUGCUACACAAGAAAUUCAGGAAAACAGAAAGUUGAUGUGAAUUUGUAAAUUUUGGGGAAUAUCUAUAAACUUUAUGUGCAUUUAUAACUUGGCCUGAUUUGCGGAAAGGUUGAUAAUUGGUGCAAAUUGAAAGGCCAGAAAUAUUUCUCUGACUGCAUAUUGAAACUAACUCCAUUAUAUUUUAUUGUGUAGUUUAGAAGACGGCCUUGGUUAAACAUUACAAUUAGUUUUCUCAGUAUAAUUAUUGCUGUUUACUUGAGUUUCUAAAGUGGCACUCGUUUUUUUCUUUCU